AUCAUACCUACCAGGAGCAGCUCCAUUCUAGUCACUAGGGUCCAGCAGUAGUUAUGUCGGCUUCCGCCCAGCCUCAGGUGUAAAAGAGCGGCCGCCAGACAGAUGCUGCCAUUCAUGUAGCUGCAGGCACUAGGCCAAACUACUGUUGAAGUGUCGUGUAGGAGUAUCCCUGCACUACUGAUAAGCUUUAUCAUGCCUGCAAACAAGGUUUUACAGCCGGUUUUAAAACUGAAAGUAGAUGAACUAUUUCAGUGUUGGCUGAGCGAGACGCCAACGCAGCUACUGCUGAAGGACUACUUAAGACGAAUUAAAAAUGGCGAAAAUGUUCUGCCUGAAAACGUUGACGACAGCGGAGAUGCUUCCAGGAUGCAGUCUGCUAAUAAAAUGCUAGAUAGCUUGUCCUUAUCACCAGUGACUUGUAGUCCUCCAUCUCGCUCUCCUUCUGCUCUGCCCAUUGGUGCCUUCAGCAGCCCAAGAAGCGGGCUGACUCCAAGAACUUAUAGAUCAAGACUGGUACAGCCAAAGAGGGAAGAACCAAGGACUCCUACCAUAAGCCAGCACAUUCCAAAAUUCUAUUUUCCUAAAGGGUGUCCCAAAGCCAAUACUAAUGUGGAUAGUAUUAUUUCAAAGAUUGAGAAGACUUUUUCUACUCUUCCAAACGAGCGAACUAGCCUUGAAGACAUGGACAAAAUAGCUAAGGCUUGUGAAUGCCCGCUUUACUGGAAAGCACCAUUGUUUUAUGCAGCUGGUGGGGACAGGACCAAAUACGUGUCUGUUCACAAGUUUGUGGCCAUGUGGAGAAAGGUUUUACAGACUUGCCAUGAUGAUGCUGCAAAGUUUGUACAGCUAUUAGCAAAGCCAGGCUGUGUGUAUCUGGAACAGGAAGAUUUAAUACCUUUUUUACAAGAUGUGGUGAACACUCAUCCUCACUUAACGUUUUUGCGAGAAGCCUCAGAAUUUCAUUCCCGGUACAUUACCACAGUAGUUCAGAGGAUAUUCUACAUUGUAAACCGGUCAUGGACUGGUCGAAUCACAUGUGCGGAGCUCAGGAAAAGCAACUUUCUGCAGCAUGUGGCACUUCUGGAAGAGGAAGACAUCAAUCAGUCAACUGACUAUUUUUCAUAUGAGCAUUUUUAUGUCAUCUACUGCAAGUUCUGGGAGCUGGAUGUUGACCAUGACUUGUACGUUGAUGAGCAGGACCUGUCUAAACACAACGACCAUGCAAUAUCAAGUAGAAUUAUUGAAAGAAUCUUCUCUGGAGCAGUAACACGUGGUCGAAAAGCACAAAAAGAAGGAAAGAUUAGCUAUGCAGACUUUGUGUGGUUUCUGUUAUCUGAAGAGGACAAGAAAACACGGACAAGCAUUGAGUACUGGUUUCGCUGUAUGGACCUCGAUGGAGAUGGAGUGUUGUCAAUGUAUGAGUUGGAGUACUUCUAUGAAGAACAAUGUCAGAAGAUGGAGAGCAUGGCUAUUGAGCCCUUACCAUUUGAGGACUGUCUAUGUCAAAUGUUGGAUCUUGUCAAACCUCAGAGUGAUGGUAAAAUUACACUCUAUGACUUGAAGAAAUGCAAACAAGCAAAUCUGUUUUUUGACACUUUCAUAAAUCUUGACAAGUAUUUGGACCAUGAACAAAAGGAUCCAUUUUCUGUACUGCGGGUUGGAGAAAAUGAAGGACAAGAACUUUCAGACUGGGAAAAAUAUGCUGCUGAAGAAUAUGCCAUCUUAGUAGCUGAAGAGGCCGCCACAGAACAAUGGAAUGAUGGGUAGGAAGAAAAAAACCUGGAUUAUGGACUAUGCAGUAUUGUAUGGUCUUAUUGAUCCCUUUUAAUUAGAGUAUCCGCUAUUUACAUAGUCGUACUUGUAAGAUUAAACCCAGUUAUGGUAGAGAGAACACCACAUUACUCCUUAGGACUACAAGCCUUUUCUCUUCUCAUUCAUUUUUAAGCAGUAUUAAUAAUUCUGAGACAUUUAGGACAGAACUUUAGAAGACCAUGUUAGAAUAUAUUGGUAAAAUAUUUUAGGCUAUGCUUCCCUGCCCCAGAGAUACAUUCCAGUUUUCCAGGGUGAACUGGGCCUAUUUUAUCACUAUUUUUCUAUGUCAGGUGUGACUCUGAAUUAAAUGCUUUGGAGAUGGAUAAAAGAGCUUUCUUGGAUCUCGCUUCUGAAGAGUCACAAGUGGACAUUGAGUAUGACUAUGAAGAUGACUUUGAAUAAACUGAACAGUAAAGAAGGACCCAGCAGCUGGUCUGCCAUGUGUAUUUGCUGUGGACAGCACUUUAUAUAUGUAAUAUAGAAGAACUGCAACAAUCAUCAGUGACUUACAAAGCGAUGAUUUAUUUAUUGCUAAAAAGCUAUUUAUUGAUGUUGGUCACAUUUAUUUUGCUGUGCUAUGUCGUGAGUCCUGCAUUUCAAUGAUGUGAAUACGUUCUGAUUUACAUGUGCAAACCCCAUGUUUGUUAAUGAGUUGUAAACGGGCAACAUGUAUGCUAACCAAUACUUAAAGGCAUGUUCCAAAGGACAUAUGUGGCAAGCAAUAAAGAUUACACGUAUAGAACUCAAAUCUUUAGGGCUUUCCAGUGACCUGUGAGAACUCCUGAUCUUGGUAAUCCUGUCUGUCGUUUUGGAUAGAAAGGUGUUUUUUUUUUUUUUUUUUUUUUUUUAAAUCCUCUCUCAUUUUGUUCUAGUCGUGCCAGCAUAUGCUGAUCCUAUGCUGAGCUGUUUGCUUAGGCAGCAUAUCCUAUAGAACCCAUUUGCUUUGGUGUCGUUCUUGUCACAUUCCAUUUUGUAACAGGACCCAUCAAUGAAAGACUUUUGUUGUAUUCUCCAAAAGAGAACAAAACUAUUUGGUAUAGUGCCUUUAAAUGUAUAUAUGUAAAUACCAGCAUUUUUUUUCCAUUAUUUUAAUAUUGCAUUGGAUAAAACUACAUAUGUAAAUAUUUGCUGUGUAGAAAUGUUUAAAAGACUUUAUGAAUUUAUAUAUUGUAAUUUCAAAUAAACUAUAUUUUGCACACAGUGUUA
Molecule: messenger RNA, 3018 nt
Organism: Bufo gargarizans (Asiatic toad)
Lineage: Eukaryota; Metazoa; Chordata; Amphibia; Anura; Bufonidae
Gene: PPP2R3B
Product: protein phosphatase 2 regulatory subunit B''beta
Exons: 13
Coding region: 193-1767 (524 amino acids)
Biological process (GO): protein dephosphorylation
Cellular component (GO): protein phosphatase type 2A complex
Molecular function (GO): calcium ion binding; protein phosphatase regulator activity
Source: RefSeq, a predicted model, not a curated record